CACGUUUCAGUAUAACUCAUUUUUCUCGUAUUGAGAUAUAGAAUUUUUCAAAAUGUAUUAAGUUUUUUUUAUAAUUUUUAUAGUAAAUUAAAUUUGAAUAAUUUCUAGAUACUUUUAUUAAACUAAAAUGAACCCAGAUGACGUUAAUAUUUAUUUCAUUAUACCAAGAGAUUAUGUUGACGAAAGUGAUUGCGAUGAUGGAAUGAAAGGCACAUUCGAUUUGUGUCGAAGCCACGUUAAAAAAUGUUCAUGGAUUCGGGAACAAAAUUGGAAACAAAUAUCCAAAACAAAACAAGAUGUUGUGGUUUUUCAAGAAUUUGAAGGAGAUGUUUUUAAGACUUUAGUCGAAGAAAAGUGUUUCAGAAUUCUGGGAUAUCGAUGUUUAAAAACAUGUUUACUUGAAAAAAUACCAAUACCAAAUUGUCCAACACCUGUGUACACCAUUUCAAUGACCAACAUGAUUGUUUGUUGCUCUGGAAUUCCUCCUGCCGAAAAGAAAAAUUUACAACUUAAAAUUGGAUACAUGGGUGGUCUAUAUUCUCCAAGUUUCACAAAGCAGACUACACACUUAGUUACUGAUUGCGUAAAUUCAGUUAAAUAUGCUUGGGCUGUUGAAUUAAAAAUUCCUGUUUAUUUGAGUUCAUGGGUGGACGCUGUAUGGGAGGAAAAUUUGUCUAAUACGAUGUUUGCUGAUGACCCCAUUUUUGAUAAACAUAAAUGCCCUCCAUUUUAUAAAUUAAAUGUCACUAGCACUGGCUUAAGUAAAAAAGAACGAGAUAGUAUCACCACUUUAAUCAAUAAUAAUGGUGGGAGUUAUUCUGGAAAAUUUCAAUCGGAAUUCACAAAAGUUUUAAUCUGUCGGAAAGGCGCAGCGAGCGAAAAAUAUUAUGCUGCAAAAAAAAGUAAAAUCGAUUGUUGUACAAUGGAUUGGGUUUCAGACAGCGCAAAACUUGGGUAUGCUCUACCUUUUGAUAAAUACCGUAUUAUGGAUAAAGAUUUUGCUUCGUCAACGUUAAAUAAUCCAAACGAAACUGUUGGUCUAAAUUUUUCAAUGGCCAGUACUAUACAAGGUGACUCUCGAGACAUAUCAGAAUCGAGACUAAUGAAUUCUUCUACCAUUUCAUCCAUACUACCGUUUAAAGGCACACCUAAAACAGGUAACAACGAAGACAAUACUCACACAAAAGUAGAUAGUAUAAUGCAAAAUCUUCCAGAAUUGAGAGAAAUUAAGAAAAUCGGCCCGUUUUUAGAUGGAUGUUGUGUAUAUUUGGCUGGGUUUCCUGUUGAACAACGUGAAAAACUAUGUAAAAUCUUAAAUUUAGGUGGGGCUAUUCGUUAUGAUACAAUUUCUGGACACGUAACUCAUUUAAUUGCUCAAGAUUAUAGCACAUCUGAAAUUGAAAAAUUUCACGAAGAAGGCCAUAGUCCAAUAGCAUUAUCUUUGGAAUGGAUUAUUGAAAGUAUAAAAUUAAAAUGUCCAGCACCUGAAGAACCCUACAAAUUAAAUCCAACUAAAUCUAAAAAUACUGAUUCAAUGUUAUCACCCAGUUCACCGUUAAGUAAAAAGGGCGUUCAAAUGUUGCGCACAAAUAGUUCUGCUAGCAUAUCCAAAAACAACGAUUCCGUUGAUAAAGAAGAUGAAAUGUUAACGACAGGAAAAGAGAAUCCUGUUUUUGGAACAGAAAACGAAAAUGAUUUUAUGAAAGAAUAUUUUCAAAAGAGACAUUCAGGUGAACCAGAUACUUUGGACCAAUUCUUAGCGGGAGGAAAUCUUACUGAAGCUGAACAAGCAAAAACAUUAAAAAAUAAUGAAUCUGACACAAUUGUUAAGGAUAAUUUACCAUUGCCUCGACAAAGUCAUAUAGAACAAGUUGCUCCUUUGCCUGUUGAUGAUUCAACUUCACAUAUUACAGAUGUUACAGGAUCUUCUGAUAUAUUUGAAGGUAUUAAAUUUUCCAUAGUGGAUUGGGAUGAAACGUCAGAAGAACAAAUUGCAGAAAUAAUAACAAACUGUGGUGGUGAAGUUGUUAAAAAUAGUCGUGAUAAAGUUGAUUAUGCUAUUGUACCUCUUGAAGGAGUUGAAUGCGAACUGAAUGCUAGAGAAAUUGUUACAAAUUUAUGGGUGGAAGAAUGUUUUAAUGAUAAUAAAUUAUAUCCUGUUAAAUAUUAUCAUAAACCUGUUACUUUAUCAAAAGAAGAUGCAGCACCUUUAAAAGGUUGCGUUAUCACUUUAAGUUCGUAUAAAAAUUAUGAACGGUCUUUUAUAAUUUGGCUUAUACAGUACCUGGGUGCAAGUGCAGAAGAAAUGUUGUCAAAAAAAGAUAAUAAAAAAGGUGUGCCAGCAUCGACACAUUUGAUUUGUCCUGCUCCAAUGGGAAGUAAAUAUACGGCUGCAGUUAGAUGGGGUCUUUAUACUGUUACUGAAGAUUGGCUACUUGCCUGUGCAGCUGAAUGUAAACAUAUUCCAGAAAAUUUAUAUACUGUUAAAGAAUCUCCCUUGAAAGACAACACGAAAACUGAUUCAGUAUCCAACGAAAAUAAUGCAUCAACAUCCAGACCAUCUAACAUUGUCAAUAAUCAGAAUAAUUCUACAAUCGUAGAAAAUAUUGAUGAAUUAAAUAAAGAUAAUGAGAGUAGUAACAAAACAAACGAACACAUAACUCCUAAAACCAGUAAAGUUAAUGAAAAGAAAAAACAUCCAUUGGACGAUUUCUUCAGUACGACAAGUACAAAAACUACUGAAAGUAAAAAUGAAACUCCAAAAAGAGUUUCUUCACCAUUACCAGUGGUCGAUUUAGAAGACACAAAUUUUUCUUUGCAAAAUACGUCAAAAAAUCAGUCCAUGAAUGCUAAUAAUAAAAGGACACCAAAAAGUGAUUCAUUCUUAUCGGAGAAACAAUCAUCUUCUGAUAGUCAAUUCACCCCAUUACAACAGCGAUUUAGUAAAUUAUUUCCAGAUACGAAAAAUAAUUCACCAUUUGUGGAACCAAAAUCUAAAACUCCAAUUCAUCUUAACAAACUAACAAAUAUAAAUAGUCCAAUCGGUCUUAGUCAACCAAUGACACCAGUCGCUAAAUUUUUUGAAAAUUUAGGAUUACCAAAAAAUAGUACACCGGAUAACUCACCAUUACCAUUAACACCUUCACACGUUGUCACACCAGAAACACCACUUGGACGAUGCUUUGGAAAUCCAAAUCCUUCACCUGAAACUAGAAAAUAUUGGGCUAAACGUAUUAAUGCUUUACCUAGUUAUCAUCAUACACCACCAUCGAAAAGACCAAGACUUAAUUCAACACCGUUAUCGGAGUUAAAAGAAAGACUGUGGAGGAAAAUUUUACCAGCUGAUUAUGAAGAAAAUAUUGAAACUGGUAAAACAGAGGAUGCACAACAAGAAAAUUGCAGUCCUGUGGAAAAGGUGUUAACACCGACAAAAAAUCCACUUGUUAGUGCACAAGUUCAACAGUUGAAAGUUAUGCUUCAAAGACGAGCCAGUGAAGAAGGUUUACGACGCUCAUUAGUCAGAACAGAAGAACGACAAUGUGAAAAUGAAGAACCCACUCUUACAAGAAUGCCUGUUGAAUCACAAAGUGAAACAAUUGGCUGGGAAGAUCCCUUAGAAGCAGAUAAUCAUGAAAACUUAUCACCAUCUGUACAUAAACCAGAAUCCUCGUUUAUCUUACCACGACGGUUUAUGUUAUCCCAAAUUCCAACCACUGAUAGACAGAAAUAUAUUGAAUUAAUAGAAUCGGUUGGAGGAAUAAUUUCUGAUCAAAUCACGUUAUUCGAUGAAGCAUCAACACAUUUAAUAUGUCCAACUUUAUCACGAAAUGAAAAAAUGUUAGCAAGUGUUGCUGCUGGAAAAUGGGUAUUACAUACUUCUUAUUUAGAAGAUUCAGCGAAAGCAGGCCAUUUUUUAAAUGAAGAAUUGUAUGAAUACGGCAAUCCAUUAGCAACAUCGUUAACAGAUAUACCCAAUCCACAAAUUGCGGCUGCCGUAUUUAGAUGGCGGACAAAAAUAAGUGAGACUAAACAAAGAGCAUACCAUGGAAUGCGAGCAAUUAUUUUUGUUAAAUCAAGAAAAGAUCAAUUAAUACGACUGAUUGAAGCGGGUGGUGGAACUGUUAUAAAUGACGUAUCCUGUGAUGAAGAUUUAGAUGACGCUACUCAUUGUUUUGUUGAUCCAAAACAACUCAAUGAUUUUCCCCAAACUAAAUUUUUAGCAUCGAAGGGUGUUUUCUGUUUGCCUCCAAUAUAUUUAAGUAAUGUUUUAAUCUCAGAUCCUCCAUUAAACCCUAAAGAUUGUAUUAUACCAAAUCUGUUAUCGUAUUACAAAUAGUUAUAUUGAAAAUUGGGUAAAUGUCUAGAAGCUGGGCUUCAAUCUCAUUUUUUAAUGCAUUCUUUUAGAAGUGCUAUUUUAGCAGUUUAAAAAUAACAGAUAAAAAUGUUUAUUUUUUAAUUACGAUAAUUAAAAUUAAGUAUAAUUUCAAGUUAUUAUUAUUAGCCCGCAAAAAUUAUUGAUGUCGGCGGCCUUUCUAACUUCAUUUUUAUCAGAUACAAUUAUUUUUCCAUUUGUUAUUCAAUUGUAUU
Messenger RNA from Chrysoperla carnea, 4587 nucleotides. It is a transcript of the gene mus101, whose product is annotated as DNA topoisomerase 2-binding protein 1. NCBI's taxonomy places the organism in Eukaryota, Metazoa, Arthropoda, Insecta, Neuroptera, Chrysopidae. Gene Ontology annotation, biological process: mitotic G2 DNA damage checkpoint signaling; DNA replication initiation; mitotic DNA replication checkpoint signaling. Bases 128 to 4336 code for a protein of 1402 amino acids. The transcript has 22 exons. The record is from RefSeq and is a predicted model, not a curated record.